AUGUUCAAGUAUCGGAUACGCAUGUUUUUUAAUGAACUCAAAGUACUGGUUUUUAUGCGAUCCGAUUCGAGACAGUCCGCCACAGACGUAGAUCGACGCUCCGCCACCAUGCGAGGGCUCGGGAUGGGCGGCUGCGGCUGGCCUCCUUUUGUCGACUGCCAUUCCCGGGAUGAUGAGGAGGAGUACUACGGCAGCGACCCACGGCCCCGGAGCCUGGCGUUUGAGGAGAAGGACCCCAAGCUGCAAGUGGGCCUGGACGCCGUGUCGCUGGCCAGCACCGCCAGCAGCAUGCGCGCCCCCCAAUGUCGGAUCUGUUUCCAGGGCCCGGAGCAGGGUGAGCUAUUGAGCCCCUGUCGCUGUGACGGCUCGGUGCGCUGCACACACCAGCCCUGCCUCAUCCGCUGGAUCAGUGAGAGAGGCUCCUGGAGCUGUGAGCUCUGCUACUUCAAGUACCAGGUCCUCGCCAUCAGCACCAAGAACCCGCUGCAGUGGCAGGCCAUCUCUCUGACGGUGAUAGAGAAGGUGCAGAUUGCUGCCAUCAUACUGGGUUCUCUGUUCCUCAUCGCCAGCAUCUCCUGGCUCAUCUGGUCCUCCCUCAGUCCUUCUGCCAAGUGGCAGCGCCAAGACCUGCUGUUCCAGAUCUGCUAUGGGAUGUACGGCUUCAUGGAUAUCGUCUGCAUAGGCCUUAUAAUCCAUGAGGGGUCAUCAGUAUAUCGAAUCUUCAAAAGGUGGCAAGCUGUCAAUCAGCAGUGGAAAGUAUUGAACUAUGAAAAGUCAAAGGACUUGGGGGACCCGCUGAGCUCCAGCAGCAAGACAGGGGGGCGCAGCUCUCGCAGCAACCCCAACGGCCUGGGCAGCAGCAGUGGAGGGCGACAAAGCAGGAGGCUAAGGACUAUUCUGAACCACCACUGUGGGUACACCAUCCUGCACAUCCUAAGCCAGCUCCGGCCCAAUGACCCACGGAUCAGUGCCGCGGCCAAUCGAGAGGUGGUGAUGAGGGUCACUACUGUAUGA
This is a messenger RNA of Lampris incognitus (smalleye Pacific opah), 1014 nucleotides long. RefSeq names its product membrane-associated ring finger (C3HC4) 9 (gene marchf9). The coding region runs from base 1 to 1014 and encodes 337 amino acids. Gene Ontology annotation, molecular function: ubiquitin-protein transferase activity; zinc ion binding. The record is from RefSeq and is a predicted model, not a curated record. Gene Ontology annotation, biological process: protein ubiquitination. Lineage: Eukaryota; Metazoa; Chordata; Actinopteri; Lampriformes; Lampridae. The transcript has 4 exons.